AUGAAAAAUUCUGCGGCCUCUGUUGGGCAGUCUCGACUCGAUGUGAUGAGGGCAGCACUAAGAGGGGAAUGGAAUGACAUCAUAAACUUUUAUAACUUGCAGCAAGUGGAAUCACCAUCUAAUAAUAUCGAUAUCGAAGAUGACAACAACAACGUUCUAGUUAGUAACAAUAUCGAUAUGGAAGACGACCACAGCAAGGUUCUAGUUAAUAAUCUUACAGGGGAUACCAUUCUUCACCUAUGUGCACAAUGCCGCCAAACUCAUGUUAUGAAACAGCUGUUGAGAAUAUUUCCGGCGGCCAAAGUGUUACUAUUGAUGACUAAUAGGAAGGGGAACACUGUAUUGCAUGAGGCAGCCAAGACCGGAAUCGUGGAGAUGGCUACGUUAAUCUUGAAGAAAGAACUAGAUGGUGGAGGAAAUCAAGUGCUGAUAUCAGUCCCUAACUUAAACGGUGAGACGCCUAUAUACUGGGCGGCAAUGUAUGGACAUAAAGAUAUGUUCUUGUUCUUAAAUACAACUGCUAGUAGCAGAGAAAUUACAAGCACAUCCACAUCCACAUCAAUGGUUGGCCCAAUAACAACGAGGACUGAUGGCUCAACAAUUCUUCACGCUGCUGUUCUCGCUAAAGCUUACGAUGUCGCAAUGGAGAUAUUGGAGAUUUACCCUGACAUUGUUUCUAAUAGAAAUGCUGAUGGCGCCACGGCUUCACAUAUUUUAGCACUGUCACCUUCUUCUUUCAAGAGUGGAACCAUGUAUUCUCAACAAUACCUUGGGGCCACACCAAUUGUUUUGGCACAAUAUGCUGCAGCUAUUAUUUACUCAUUUAUCGAAAUCGAGAAUUAUGAGAUACAUAAUGCAGCUGUUCAUAGAACACAUCAACAAGGUUCCUCAUUGAAGGAAAAAUUCAAUCUUUACUUCAGAUCACUGUGUAAAGGUCUUCCUGUCCUUCAACUCAUUUAUAAUGUAAAAUUGAAGCACGCUUACGCAAUCCAACUGCUUAGGAAGUUACUUGAAAAAGAUCAUGGCCAAUGGACAAUAAAUUAUGAAGACCCCACCUAUGGAUUGGAUGACAAGUACAAUGACCUCGAAAACCGACGUCCCUUGGUGACAAUAACAACAAGGGUUACAACUUACAAAGUUAGAGAAAAGCCACUUAUCUUGGCAACGAAAUUGGGUAUUGUAGAGAUGUUUAAAGAAAUAAUUAAAGCAUAUCCAGAAUCAAUUGAAUUUUGUGAUGAAGAAGCAGGAAGAAAUUUGUUGCACUUAGCAGCAGAAUACAGGCAUGAGCGCUUAAUAGAAUUUCUGAAGUCAUCGUCAACUAACUCAAAGAGGAACUUGGACAUUUUGGUCGUCGGAAUUGAUAGAGAUGGUAACACGCCACUACAUGCUGCUGCUAAGCUUGGAAAACAUAAGCCAUGGCACAUUCGCGGAGCAGCACAGUGGAUGCAGUGGGAGUGUGUUUGGUUUCAGCGGGUAAGACGUAUGCUUCCACCACAUAUGCUAAGAAUUAAGAAUUCCAAUGAUCAAUAUGCUUACCAAGUAUUCACUGAAACACAUUCAAAUCUUAGAGAACAAGCCGAGAGAUGGUUAAAAGAAGGAUCAAAUAACUGUAUGUUGAUAUCAGCUCUAAUAGCAACUGUGAUGUUUGCAUCUGCCUUUACUGCACCUGGGGGAAACGACUCGCAGUCAGGUCGUCCAGUCUUACUCAGGAACCAAGAUUUCACAUUAUUUCUUCAUUACGUUGGUUUAUCCUUGUUCUUUUCUCUCAUAGCUUUGGGUUUAUUUCUCACCAUCCAUGCGGCUCCCUUUAACGAACACGACUUCUUUUUUCGACUGCCUUUAAGAAUCGUGUUUGCUAUAACUGCUUUGUUCAAUUCAGUUACUUUCACUGUUUAUGCAUUCUUCCAAACGUGGUUUCUUAUCACUGGCUGGACUUUCCGUUUAGGCUUGCUUCUCUUUGAUAUGGGAUUAUCUACGCUGGCGGUUCUCUUCUUUGCUGAAUUAUACGUGGAUAUCAUAGUGGGAUUUAUCCGUUACUUGAUCGACAUUCUUUUCAUUUAGCAACAAACAAUAAUUAUGUUAGGCUACUGUAAAUAUUACAUUAUGUGCCGGGUUUCCAUGUUUCUGUGCAAUAGGAAUAUAAUUA
Molecule: messenger RNA, 2146 nt
Organism: Papaver somniferum (opium poppy)
Lineage: Eukaryota; Viridiplantae; Streptophyta; Magnoliopsida; Ranunculales; Papaveraceae
Exons: 5
Coding region: 1-2061 (686 amino acids)
Molecular function (GO): protein binding
Source: RefSeq, a predicted model, not a curated record